AAGUCUGGUCCCGUGACGCUCAUUCCUCGGGUCCUCUACUCUCAUGCCGCUGCCACCCGCUGACGGGACAUGAAGCAGUUCGGGUCCGCCGAGCUGGUGUCGGACUAUGGUGACUUCGGGAGGCCGCAGGCCCUGCGGGAGGCGCUGCAGAGCUCACCCGGCGGCCCCCGCCUCUUCCUCAGCCCGGACGGACGUUACUUGCUGGUGUGGCUGGGCCCUCAGAGGCGGCUGCUGUCCUUCCUCCACAUCCCGGCCUCCUCACCUCCUCUCCAGCCCGGGGACUACCUGGAGCACAGCUGGCCGGCCCAGUCCCCUCCCCUGGUGGGCCUCCUGUUCCCUCAGAGCCCCGGUCAGGCCUGGACCAUGGCCCUGGUGUGGGAGAACGGCCGGGCCGAAGUAUGGAGCCCUCCCCGGGGCCCCGCCGACCGAUCCUGGACCCUCCUGAGGAGCGCGGAGCUGUGUCAGGGGCCGCGGGCCCGGGUGGUGUCGGCCUGCUGUUGCCACGGCGACGAGCUGCUGUGGUGCGAAGAGCGGACCACCGCCAACCUCCUCACCUACUGCCUGUGCCGCCGGAGCCUCCGAGUCAGCGGGCGCCGCGUCGACCCGGGCGCCAUGACCAUCGUCCUGCACCACAGCCCUCCCUACGACGUCCUGGCCGCCGCCGGACGCGUCUUCAUGGUCCCCCGCUCCGCCGGGCGCCACCCGGUGCUGAUCUACGCCCCCGCGGAAAACUCCGUGACCCUCGCCGGCCUCGCCGCCGGCGUCCUCCACAGCAAAGCCUUGGGCGAGGCAGACGCAGACUACAAAAAGCUGAUCCUGGAGUGCGCGGGGGCCGCCGCCGACGUGGAAAUCCGAUACGCCGCCUCGGGCGACCCCGGGAGCCUGCUGGUCGCCACGGCCGCCGGGCGCAUCCAUCUGCUGCACGGGGACGGGACCGCCCGCCACGUCUACGACCUGAGGGAGAACUUGCGCGCCGACGCGCGGAUCAAGAUGGCGGUUUCCGGCGACACGCUGGUGUGCACGAUUGACUCUUGCUUGUAUCUCAUAGACGUUCGCAGCGGCCGCCUGACGGCGAAGCAAGCGCUCAACGCCGGGGAGGUGCUACUCAUCGACGUCUCGGAGGGCGGAGACGUCCAGUUGAUGACCAACGUUGGAGUUUACAAAGUGGGGGGAGGGAGCGGCGCAGCGACGCCGCCACCACCACCGGCGGAGUCCGCCCUCCUAGACAUGGUCUACGAAGAGGCCUGCAAGUAUUACCAGAGGCGGAGCCUCAGCAGCACUAAACUGACCGCGCAGAGCUUGAAGGAGAACGGCAUGUUCCAGGCCCCCAUCGCCCUGGCCGCCAUCCUCUGCCGCAAAAGCGAGGCCGCCAAGUACGCCGAGCUGCUGGGCAACAUCGACAACGAGCUGCAGAGCUUCCUCAGCCUGGAGCUGCUGAAGUCCCGGGCGGCCGGCGCGCCGCGCCCCGACGUCGCCAGGUGCUGCGACGAGCUGGUGGACCUGGAGCUGACGCGCCUCCUGCAGGCGGACCCGGACAGAGACGGCCUGGCGUACAUCAACUCACUCUUCGACACCUUCCCCAAGUCCGCCUGGGCGUCCGUCCGCAACAACUUCCAGUUCCAGCAGAACGGGGACGGCAAGCUGGUGGUGCGCGCCACCGCCGACCUGUGGAAGAAAGUCCUGAGCCCCCUCCCGCCUUCAGCGUCCCAAAACGGGGUCCACCCGCUCUUCGAGGUCAUCUGCCAGUCCCUGUGCGCCAACAAACCAAAAUGGCUGCCGGGCUUCGUCCAGCACGCCCAGGAGUGCUCCGGCCUCUACCGGAACUUUACCUCCAAGGAGCGCGGCGAGGGGGCGCCGCUGUACAAACGGGCGCUCAACGUCCUCAACAAGCGCAGGGAUAACACUAACGUGGAGCUGGAGGUGGAGAUCCUGCUGUGCAGCGGCAGGCCGCAGGCGGUCAUCCAGGCCAUACACACCCUGAUCCGCCUCCAGCGCUGGCCCCGGGUCAUGGAGGAGACGCAGCGCUACUCGCAGCUCAACCCGCUCAUCAAAAAGGACAUCUUCAUCACGCUGCUGGUGGAGUUCGUCCAGCACAGGCAGCUGGACUCCUACGUGCCGCAGCUCUGCGACCUCUGCCCCGAGGACUUGACCGCCACCGACAUUCUAAGGAUCGUCCUGCAGAACGUGCCCAAGACUCCUCCUGCGGCGGCGGUGCAGCCGCCGUUCUCCACCGACGGCGGGAAACACUUAACCAUGGGCUUGCUGAAGCCUCUGCUAAACAAAGCGCUGCAGAGGCAGUUCAGGAGAGACCAGAGCUUCCAGGGCCCGACUUUUCCCCCCGCGGCCCCGCAGCGGACCAACAAAACCGCGGCCAACGGGGAGGACCUGUCACCCCCGGACAUCUACGCCACUAAAGCCUUGUGAUUUGCUGCCUUUGGUGUACAGUAAGCACGGAUCAACCCCUCCCCCGCUACUCCUUAUUUAUGUUCAGUAUUACUUUGUUUAUAUUUUAUUUGUAAGCUUCAGCCAAUCGCUGCUGGUUUUGGACAAUUUUUUUUUUAUUUGUUUUUUUUGUACGGCUACAUUCACACGGGUGAGGUAGGUGUGAUCAGAGGUAGGUUUGCAAUGUGGAUUUCUAUAUGCACCCUCCUGGGGUUGAUUUACUAAAGCCUCCAUUCACACUCGCGUUGUUACUCCAAUAGUUGUGGAUUUCUAUUGCGACUUUGGCUGUUUGCAUUGACAGCUUGCUGAUGCGACUUUUUGAGAGUUUGCAUUGCAGUUCAAUGGGGUUUCUUUACUAAAACUGCAGAGAAACCAAUCCGCUUCCAGGUUUUAUUGUUAAAGCUUCAUUGAUCAAAGUGAGAUCAGAAGCUGAUUGGCUCCCAUGCACAACACUCUCUAGUUUUAGAAAAUCUCCCUCCUAUGACUUUCAAGUCGCAUCAAAGCGCAGGAACCUUUUUGAGAGUUUGCAUUGCAGUCUAAUGGGGUUGCCUUACUAAGACUGCAGAGUGCAGAUCUGCGUAGAAACCAAUCCGCUUCCAGGUUUUAGUAAAGCUUCAUUGAUCAAAGUGAGAUCAGAAGCUGAUUGGCUCCCAUGCACAACACUCUCUACUUUUAGAAAAUCUCCCUCCCGUGUCUUUCAAGUCGCAUCAAAGUAGCGCAGGAACCCUUUUGAGAUUUUUGCGUUGCAGCCUGGCUCUGUUGAGAGUUUGAAUUGCAGGUCUGUCAAGUUGCAUCAAAGUAGCGCAGGACCCUUUGUAAGAGUUUUGCAGUGGCUUGUAAAAGUUUUCCUGCGUUACUUUGAUGCGACUUGAGAGACUUCAAUGCAAACUCUCACAAUGGUCCUGCACUAUUUUGAUGUGACUUGACAGACCUGCAAUUCAAACUCUCGACAGGGUACCUUUGCCUCUUUGCAGUCUGUGUCCCUCAAGUCGCAUCAUAGUAGCGCAGGACCCUUGUAAGAGUUUUGUAAAAGUUUCCUGUGUUACUUUGAUGCGACUUGAGAGAGACUGCAAUGCAAACUCACGACAGGGUACCUUUUUUGCUUCUUUGCAUUGCAGUCUGUGUCUUUCAAGUCGCAUCAAAGUAGCGCAGGAACCUUUUUUUUUUGAGGUUUG
This is a messenger RNA of Rana temporaria (common frog), 3617 nucleotides long. RefSeq names its product HPS6 biogenesis of lysosomal organelles complex 2 subunit 3 (gene HPS6). Gene Ontology annotation, biological process: lysosome localization; melanocyte differentiation; protein localization to membrane. NCBI's taxonomy places the organism in Eukaryota, Metazoa, Chordata, Amphibia, Anura, Ranidae. The transcript has a single exon. Gene Ontology annotation, cellular component: lysosomal membrane; BLOC-2 complex. The record is from RefSeq and is a predicted model, not a curated record. Bases 70 to 2424 code for a protein of 784 amino acids.